Molecule: messenger RNA, 3261 nt
Organism: Eruca vesicaria subsp. sativa (arugula)
Lineage: Eukaryota; Viridiplantae; Streptophyta; Magnoliopsida; Brassicales; Brassicaceae
Source: the annotation of a GenBank genome assembly
AUGUCCGACCGAAGUGUUCUCCCAGCAACGGAUUUGCCAAUGUCGAGAUUCUCGGAAGUUGCUCCAGCUCCACCGGACUUGGAAGCCGGCACCGAUGCUCCACGCGGCGACUCCGAAGCUCAUGAUCGCCGGAGCUCGUGGUUGUUCGUAAGUGAUAUUCCCGAAUCAGAACUAUCAAACGCUACUGGCGGAUUUGAGAUUAGAGUGGAAGAACUCCUCCAAGUGGUCAAAGAUCGUAGCCUUGAAGCUCUAAAUCAAUAUAAUGGGGUUGAAGGGUUGUCAUCUCUGCUGAAGAGUGAACUUGGAAAGGGCAUAGAAUGGGGAGACGAUGAGAUACAGCAACGUACGGAGGCGUUUGGGUCAAACACAUACCCUUCCAAAAACGGAAACCCUCUCUGGAGCCUUAUCUGGAAAGCUACCAAGUUUCCUCCUAAUGUGGUUAUAUUGCUUACUGCUGUUAUAAGUUUGCUGCUGCGAAUAAACGGAAAGGCUAUCCACGAUGGUUGCUAUGUAGAAGCUUGCGCCAUUUUGACCAUUGUCACUUACAUCCUUGUGACAGCUAUCACUGAGUACAAGCAGACUCGUCAGAUUGAAAAAUACAGUGAGGAGAAGAGAAACGUACGCCAAGAGAUUAUUAGAGGUGGAAGAAGAGAAUCGGUUUAUACUAAUGAUAUUGUUGUUGGCGAUAUUGUCCCCCUCAAGAAUGGUUUUCAGGUGCCUGCGGAUGGUGUCCUAUUUGUUGCAAACUCAUUGAAGAUUGACGAGGAAGAAUUAACUGGCUCACACUUAAUUGUUCAAAAAGAUCAUCUACAUGAUCCAUUCCUAUUAUCUGGUUCAAAGGUGAUAGAGGGCAUAGGUAUAAUGCUGGUUACAAGUGUUGGAAUAAACACUGAAUGGGGGAAAAAGAUGGAGAAAAAACAUGAGACUGAUGAAGAAAAUCCUUUAACAAAAGAAAAUUCCUUUCAUGUAAACGUGAAUCGGAUUUCUAUUAUUGUUAGCUGUUUGGUCAUUAUGCUCUCUUCAGUUGCCUGCAUUGUUCAGUUAUGCCGAUACUUUUAUGGUUGGACCAAAAAACCAGAUGGAACUCCAUUGUAUAUGCCCGGAAGUACCACUUUCGAUGAAGCAAUGCAAUUUGUGAUAAAAUCCAUGAGUUUUGGGAUGGAGACAAUAAUUGUGGCAGUGCCAGUUGGACUUUCUAUAGCCGUUGUCUUGAAUCUUGCACAUACUACGGGUGAAAUGAUGACAGACAACGCUUUGGUUCAAAAACUCUCUGCAUGUAAAAAAAUGGGACAUGUUACAACUAUAUUGUGUCAUAAAACUGGAAUAUUAACUUCGAAUGAGAUGUCGGUGGUUGAUGUCUGGGCUGGAGGAAUAAGAGCAGAAGAUAUGGAUAAUGUUUCACAGUUGUCCUCGAUUCUUAAAGAAAUAAUAAUAGAAGGCAUUGCCCGAAACACCAACGGCAGUGUUGUUUCUGAAACGGGCGUCACUGAACCAAAGGUUUAUGGAUCACCAACAGAACAAGCCAUUCUUAGCUGGGGGAUCAAGUUGGGAAUGAAGUUUGACGAGGCUAGGUUAGGAUCACCAGUCCUUCAUGUUAUACCUUUCAAUCCAAAAAAGAAAUAUGGAGGCGUGGCAUUACGGGUUGGUACAGGACACCACGUUCAUUGGAAAGGAUCUGCAAAGGUUAUUCUUAAUUCAUGCAAAUGGUAUAUGGAUGGGGACAACAACCGCAUAGCUAUUGAUGAACAGAAACAGGAGAUGGAAAGAAUAAUUAAAGACAUGUGUAAGAGAGGAAUGCGUUGUGCUGCACUUGCUUAUCAAUCCUAUGAGCUGGGGAGUCUUCCAACAACUGAGGAUGAACAUUAUGCACUACCUCAGGACCUUGUUUUGUUGGCUAUUAUUGGUAUAAAGGAUCCUUUCCGGCGAGGCACAAAGAAUGCGAUCCAACUGUGCAAUUCCGGAGGUGUUAAGGUUCGCAUGGUGACUGAGGAUGAUGUUUUGACUGCUCAAGCAAUAGCAAAGGAAUGUGGGAUACUGGAGAAUUUUGAUGGCCUUGAUACAAUGACAGGAGCUCAAUUUCGUGUUCUUUCCGAUUCAGAAAGAAAGCAGAACGCCCCAAAUAUCUUAGUUUUGGCUCAAGCCUCUCCCAAGGACAGUCUUUUGUUUGUCGAAGCGCUGAGGAAAAGCGGGCAUGUAGUUGCAGCCACUGGGAUGGGAAUACAUGAUACAAUGACACUACGCGCGGCGGAUGUUAGCAUUGCAAUGGGAAUUGGAGGGACAGCAGUAGCGAAAGAGAAUGCCGAUAUUAUUAUAUUGGAUGACGAUUUUGAUACAAUUGUCAAGGUUAUCCAAUUGUGUCGAUCACUUUACACCACUAUCCUGAGAUAUGUCCUAUUCAGGCUCACUGUGAGUGUCUCAGCCGUGGCUAUCACUGUGGUCGAGGUUGUAUUCUAUGACGCCUUUCCACUUAAUGCCGUGCAGCUUCUGUUGCUUAAUCUUAUGGUGGACAUCUUUGGAGCACUAGCGUUGGCUUACAAACCACUAGCUCGCAACAUAAUGCAGAAACCACCAGUUGAUAGAAGCGACCCUCUUAUAACCAAGACGAUGCGGUUCAAGUUGGUGACACAGGUGAUUUACCUAGUGCUGUUGCUAGCCUUCAUACAUUCUGAUAGUAUACUGAAGCUGGAUCACGGUCAAACCAGUGAUACUGAAAAAGUGAAGAACACAUUAAUUUUCAAUUGUUUGGUAUUCUGCCUGGUAUUCAAUGAGUUUGAAAUCAGAAAUGGAGACCAAACACUGAUAGAAGUUCUUAAAGACAACAUGUUUUUCCUUACAAUAACUGCAACUAUCAUAGUUCAGAUAAUCUUGGUAGAGUUCCUUGGCAUUUUCAAUUCUUCCGUUAGGCUUGACUGGGAAAAAUGGCUCUUCUCCGUCCUUGUGGGAUUUCUCAACCAGGUUGCCACCCGCUUCCCUUUGGAAGUCUACCCAUACUGCCCCAACUGAUCUUUUGUUCUUCUUAGUAUGUAUAUGCACAUUUAUCUUGUGGUUAAGUUGGUAAUCCCUUAUAUAUUAAUCCUGAAGCAUUCAUAAAUGCACAACCUUGGAGAGCAUUCUUACGUGUCAAGUUCACAGAGCUUCUCAACUUUAAUUUUUUAAUGGACCAACUUUGCUAGGAAUGAAAUAAUUGGAGUCUAGCUUGUACUCUUGGAAGAAUGUUUUAUUACAAUAUCUUUUUAAUGGUUAAUUUGGCGCUGCGUUUCC